Messenger RNA from Babesia ovata, 2127 nucleotides. Its product is annotated as cullin 3B. The record is from RefSeq and is a predicted model, not a curated record. Gene Ontology annotation, molecular function: ubiquitin protein ligase binding. Bases 1 to 2127 code for a protein of 708 amino acids. Gene Ontology annotation, cellular component: cullin-RING ubiquitin ligase complex. The transcript has 7 exons. Gene Ontology annotation, biological process: ubiquitin-dependent protein catabolic process; protein ubiquitination. Lineage: Eukaryota; Apicomplexa; Aconoidasida; Piroplasmida; Babesiidae.
AUGGACAUCCGCCGCUCUCCCAAGCCUAUUUUUACACCCAAUGAUUUUAUAGCUGGUUACUCGAUUGUCUACAAGCUGUGCACGGCCAAAAACUCUCAGAACGAGGAGCCACUUUAUCGGCGAGUAUCGCAGCUCUUCGUCGACUUUAUCAAUCGCAAGGUGGGUGUAAUCGUUAUGGAGAAGGAUGUGUCGCAGAUUCCCGUUUCUACCGAUGCGCCUGUUCCCGUGGAGCAGAUCGUCGACACAUGGGCGCGUUUCCGCGUAUACGCGUCUAUGAUAAGCGGAUUGUUUUCUUACUUGGACCGGUUCUAUGUGAAAUACUCCUCAAGCAGCACAGUGAAGCUUACCGCACUUGAGGCGUUCCAGCGCAUCGUAUUUGAGAAACGCAAGGAAGAGCUGAAAUGCCGACUUCUGGAAUUGCUUGAUACGCGUCGUUCUGAGACCGAUGUGGACGAGUUUUCCGUGGAAGCGCUCGCUCAGAUGUUCCACGAGCUGGACGGCAGCGGGGGGCUGCAGUACAAGAACGAACUUGAGUCGGAGAUAAUCGCACGCGCAGCGCGGUAUUAUUCAAGCAUGGGGCCGUUAUGGCUACAAGAUUGCAGCCUGUUGGACUAUUUAAGUAUAGUUGAUCACUGCCUUGAGCAGGAACGUGCCGACUGCGUCCGUUGGCUAAGCGAAUCUACCCUCCGGCCAUUAACUGACACGGUGCACAAGGCUUUGAUAGAAGAUCGGCAGUUGGAAAUAAUCCAGAAAGUGGGCGAGAUAGAGCCCCUAAUCGACCAGGGCAGCGAGGCGGUAGGCCGACACAACCAUUUUAUGAGUGUGCCUCAGGACCUCCAGUUUAUGUACAAAAUGAUCAGCCCGAUCGAAGGCGGCAUUACUGCAGUAGCAGAGUCUUUGAAUAGAUCAAUCCGGCGUUCUUUAUCGUCCGCUUUGUCGUUUGACGAGGUGCUGCCAGGAUGGCUUCGGUGUCAAAGUACUGUGUUCUGUCAAUUUUAUAAUGUGCAUGCAGAACUGCUAAAGAACUGCUUCGUUAAAAACGACACCUCUGCGGGGGAUGGAAGUGGAGAAGUUGCCCCAAACAGCGCACCAUCAGCAGACGCAUCCGUGGAUCCCACGAUAUCCAACGCGGUUCGCAGAGCUUUCGGUAGUGUCACAGCUGAAAUUGCGGAUUUCACAAAAGACUUCGUUGACUACUGGGACAAUGCUUUGGUGGCAGCUGAUGAUGGUUCGGUGGCACGGUUGCAAAACUGCUGCGGGCUCCUGGAGGCCCUAUACCACAAGGCCGAAUUUUACCAAUGCUACAAAUUCAAGUUAGCAGGGCGCCUUCUCUAUCGCCGGAGCUCGCUGAACAUGGAGCGGAGAUCCCUACGCAUGCUACAGGGCCUCUGGGCCUCGGAUGAUGUUGAACGCCUUCGCCGUAUGAUCCAUGAGACUUCCGAAGCACGAAAAUGCAGCACCCCUUUCAUGGUCAUAUCGAAACCUAAUUGGCCAUGCUUAAGAGACUACUCGGAGGACGUCAAACUGCACAAGACCUUUGAGGACGGCUUCGCUCAACUGAAAGAAAUGCAGCGCACGCACCUCCAUCGUGCUCUUUCCCACAACCGCAUGCUGGGUCGCGUGGAGUUAGACCUGGACUGCGAUGGCGGCACCAGGAGAUUAAUUUGCGAUCUUGUACAGGCGUCGGCUUUGUUACUCUUCGAGGGGUCAUCAAUGGCGCUCGACGACAUCGCAGCCAGUAUUGAAGUGAACCGCUCAUACGCCAUCCGCAUUUUACAGCCUCUUUUUGAUAAGGGCAUACUGUAUCUUCAGGCUGGCGACAAAGUUGAGCUUAAUUCCGACUUCGACGACGGCUCUGAUGUGACCCUGGACGCCGUACCCAGCUACCGCGACAUGCGCUCUACCGCUGCUUCGACAGGUUCCUCAGCUGGAACUGCGCUGGACCCCGAGGCAGCCAUCGAUGCUUCCAUCGUCUCCCUCCUGAAGGCUAUGAAGAGCAUGAAACGCGACGAGUUGCUUUUGCAGAUGCCGCGGUUCAAACGCGAGGAUGUAUUGGCAAGGCUUAGCAGCCUAUGUGAGAGAGACUACGUCACCAUUACCGACGACACCAUCGCCUAUGCGCCGUAG